Messenger RNA from Mycotypha africana, 1344 nucleotides. RefSeq names its product ribose-5-phosphate isomerase. The transcript has 3 exons. Gene Ontology annotation, molecular function: ribose-5-phosphate isomerase activity. NCBI's taxonomy places the organism in Eukaryota, Fungi, Mucoromycota, Mucoromycetes, Mucorales, Mycotyphaceae. The record is from RefSeq and is a predicted model, not a curated record. Bases 100 to 909 code for a protein of 269 amino acids. Gene Ontology annotation, biological process: pentose-phosphate shunt, non-oxidative branch; D-ribose metabolic process. Gene Ontology annotation, cellular component: intracellular membrane-bounded organelle.
ACGAACUUAUGCAUAUAACUUUUUUGGCUUUUCCUUUUCUUUUUUCUUGAUUUGCAAAGUAAACGAUAUUCUUUUCCCCACAACUUCUUACUUUAGAACAUGUUAAGCAUGUCCUCUGAUAACAACAAUAAGCAACUCAUAGAAAACGGUAAAAAGCUUGCUGCUUACAAAGCUGUCGAUGAUCAUAUCAGCCCGCAAGAUAAAGUCGUUGGUAUUGGAUCCGGUUCAACCGUUAUUUACGUUAUUGAAAGAAUUUUGCAAAAGCCAGAGUUGAAGGAUAUUACCUAUGUACCUACCAGUUUCCAAAGCAAACUGUUAAUUGUCGAGAAUGGUCUCAAACUAGGAUCAAUCGAACAAAACGACGUGAUAGACGUCACUAUUGAUGGUGCUGAUGAAGUGGAUCAAAAUUUGAAUGCUAUCAAAGGUGGAGGAGGAUGCCAAUUUCAAGAGAAGUUAGUAGCGGAAGCAGCAAAAAAGUUCGUCAUAGUUGCCGAUUUUCGUAAAGAGUCUAAAAAAUUAGGAACUCAAUGGCACCAGGGUGUUCCAGUGGAAGUCGUUCCCAUGUGCUAUCGAACAGUAAUGAAUAAGAUCAAGACUCAACUAUCGUUAAAACCAAAAAGUGUGAAUUUGCGUAUGGCUGUCAAAAAGGCAGGACCUGUGGUAACAGACAAUGGCAAUUUUGUCGUUGAUGUCGAUUUCGGUCAAAUAGAAGAAGAUCCUUCUAGCUUGCUGAGGGAACUAAAGCUACUAACGGGUGUAUAUGAAGUCGGACUGUUCUGUAACAUGGCAGCCGCUGCUUAUUUCGGUGAACAAGAUGGAUCUGUAAAUAUUCUAAGUAAGGAAGAAGGACAAGAUGGGAAGCAGCAAUUCAAAUUGACCACCAUCAAGAAAUCUGAAGGAGAGCACUAAAUGUGGGAACUAUUCACAUAUCUUGUACUUUUAUGUAUUUCUAUUUAUUUAUUGUGUCGCUGCCAUCACAAUAUCUUUACCCAUGAUUUGAUAUUUUACAUUUUUUAAUAUCGGUAGAUUCGAAUCGUCAUCAUUAUUCGUUGUAACAGCCGAGAUACCAUUAGCCGAACCAAUAAAUAUAGGUCCUGUAGUUAUUAUCAAUUGAUCCCAUGUCUUGCUGUUCAAGCAUGACUGAAUGAUUUUUGAUCCGCCUUCAAUCAUUAAUUUAUCAAUGCCUUCUUUUUUUAAAUGCUCGAGUACGUUCCGUAAAGGGAUAUGACCUGAAGAUACAAUAAAAGAAUGAAUGAAUGGUAGAACAAAAACAAGCAAUAUAUUAUACUCUUCUUUCUGAAUACCGUUCUCAAUUUUAUCUAUGAUUAUCAACUUUACGCCUAU